Histoplasma mississippiense is the source of this 1494-nucleotide messenger RNA. RefSeq lists its product with no specific name. Bases 1 to 1494 code for a protein of 497 amino acids. Gene Ontology annotation, molecular function: FAD binding. The transcript has 3 exons. Lineage: Eukaryota; Fungi; Ascomycota; Eurotiomycetes; Onygenales; Ajellomycetaceae. The record is from RefSeq and is a predicted model, not a curated record.
AUGAAGGAUACACUAGCCUGGACGAGAACGAUCUCCGCCACAAUCCAGGCAGAGCUAAAUGGUCGCAACAUCAUCUAUUUCCCUGGGUCAUGCGAAUUCGUUGAUAGCGAGACCGACUACUUCACGGCAGGGGCCCGGGAAGUCCAAUCCGCUGCUGUUGCGCGACCUACCUCAACGGCCGACGUCUCGAAGCUUCUCAAGGCGCUCCGUAAACAUUUGCCUUCUGACGUGCCUAUCGCCGUCCGCGGGGCCGGACACGCGACAUAUGGUGGAACGGCCAAGGCCGCUUCCGGGGUGACUAUCGAUAUGCGUGGGAUCAGAGGUGUUAGCAUACUCUCCAGUGGGAAAGCUGUUCGUAUCGGAGCGGGUGAGAAGUGGGGAUCUGUUUACGCCGCACUCGAAGAGCACAAGCCCCCCCUUACCGCGGUAGGUGGGCGCAUGCCCACCGUCGGCGUUGUCGGGUUUCUACUCGGUGGCGGGCUUUCACAUCUUUCUCCUGGCUAUGGUUUCGGAGCAGACACGGUGUCCGUAUGGGAGAUUGUCCUAGCAUCCGGGGAAAUCGUGAGCGCAGCGCGAGAUGAAGACGCAGCAGACCUCUGGGAUGCCUUGCGCGGCGGAUCGACCAACUUCGGAAUCGUCACAGCCGUCGAGAUAGCCUGUUUUCCCCAUCCAACAGUGUUUCGCGGUACAAAUGCCUUCUAUCUAUCUUAUGCGCGAGAAGCUACCCUUAAAGCACUUAUCGACCUGGCUUCGGAGCCAUUUCCGGAAGAUGGGAAACCUAUCAAUUAUGGCAUAUGGUGCAUUACACAUUAUCUUGGUCUGAAAUUUAUAAAUGCCCUAUUGAGUACUACUGGCGCGUCGGCAGAGGUGGAUAUGAAUCCAUUCGUGGGUAUAUGGGGCCGCAUACCUUGGACCGGGAGCCUUACGGCUACGUCGCAUGGCAAACUCAUCGAGGAAGAAGGCAAACUCGCCCCCAAAGGCGGCGCAAGAAUUCUUAAUAAUACAAUCACAGUCAAGAUGGACUUCGAUUUACUCAAUGUUUUGGUCGACUUGUGGUAUUCAUCUGUCAAUACCAUCCAACAAAGAGUAUCAGGACUCAUGUAUUCACUUGUUUUCCAGCCGCUUUCAGUCGGCAUGCUGGAGGCCUCGUGCCGGUCAGCUCCCUCACAGCCACCGGCCACCAACUCUCAGGGCCUGGACCCAAAGGAGGGCCCUCUCAUCGUGCUUGAAAUCUUUAUGACCUGGACGAACAUUGAAGAUGAUGAGUUCGUGGAGAAAGCAGGAUGUCAGUAUCUAGCUGAUGCACGUUCACUCGCUCGCCAUAUGGGCCUUGACCAUCGUUACAUUUUCCCUAAUUAUGCGUGGCCCACAGAGGAGGUAAUGAAAAGCUUCGGUGAUGAACGUUUGACAAUCUUGCGACGUACAGCUCAAAAGUGGGAUCCAGAAGGCUUUUUUCAGAGCCAGUUUGUGGGAGGCUUCAAGAUCAAUAAGUAA